GAGAUAAAUGGACAUAUGAGAGAGAGAGAGAGAGAGAGAGAGAGAGAGAGAGAGAGAGAGAGAGAGUACUUUAGAUACAGCAUCAUAUUUUUUAUAUUUGCGUGUUCAUGUGUGAACUAGAAGGAUCAAAACGUGGGCAUUCAAAUUUACCUCGGGAUCGUUUGUAUUAAAGAUCGGGAUCAAUAUCUGGCGACAAACUAUUUUGUGUUUCGAAUUUUCUCAGUAUGUAAGGUCUGAUGUCGUUGAAUUAUAUGUAAUUAUUGAAUAGAUACACGACAGUUAAUUAUUCGACUGGAGAGUGAAUGUUAUAGCACCGGAUGACAGAUGUGAGUAUCAUCCUGCCUGUGUACAAUGGAGAGAAGUGGAUUGAGGAUUGUUUGAGAGCAAUUAGAGAUCAAGAUUUUAGUGGACGUUUGGAGAUAUCUAUCUUCAAUGAUGGCUCAACAGAUGCUACACUUACUAAACUGAGAGAAUGGAAGGAACAUCUGAAGCAGAAGUCAGUUUCUUUAGUUGUUGGAGGUCACAGUUCAAAUCCCAGAGGAGUGGGUUAUGCCAAGAACCAAGCUGUGCACCAGAGCAGUGGAACCUACCUGUGUUUUCAAGACAUUAUUAUUGGAAGCAAAUUCCACAGAGAACCAGCAGGCUCUACGGAGAGAUAUACGCAGUGGGCGAAUAAUCUGACCAAUGAUCAACUGUACUCACAGAUCUACACUUCUCAUGGUCCGACCCUCAUCAUGCCAACCUGGUUUUGUCAUCGAUCCGUGUUCAACAAAAUUGGAGGCUUUAAUGAAGGUGGAAAAGGAGUACCGGAGGAUCUAAUCUUCUUCCUGCAGCACCUGGAGCUGGGAGGGGGGCUGGGUCGAGUGGACGCUGACCUUAUUAUGUACAGAUACCACCCUGGGGCGACCACAUUCUCUAUACAUGAAGAUACGAUCUGGAAAAUAAGAAUAGAGUAUAUACAGAAACAAGUGUUACAGAAAUGGCAAACCUUUACAAUCUGGAAUGCUGGGAAACAAGGAAGGAAGUUCUACAGAUCUUUGACCCCAGCCAAUCAGAAGAAGGUGAUGGCCUUCUGUGAUGUUGAUCCUAAGAAGAUCAAUAGUGCUGUCUACACUUACCAGGAGUCUAAGGAAAAGAUCAAACCUACAGUUCCCAUUGUACAUUAUCAAUCUGCCACACCUCCAUUUAUUCUCUGCAUGAAAUUGGAUAUGACUGGGGGAGAAUUCGAAAAGAAUUUGGCAUCACUGAAUCUGAGAGAAGGAGUCGAUUUCUUCCACUUCAACUAGGAUACUUGUAGACUCUAUAAAGCUGGAUAUUUGUUUAUAUCAAGUUUUAUUUUGUACAUAAAAUCCAUUGAAAUGCUUUUAUAUUAUAUAAUUGUGUAUUGAUACAUACAUGUAUAUUGGGCAACCCUAGACAAUAUGAACUGAACCUAAUUACAGUUCUUUUGAGGGUAGUUUGAUAUUUCCAAAAUAAAUGUUUCGACUAUAAACAUGA
Ostrea edulis (European flat oyster) is the source of this 1497-nucleotide messenger RNA. Its product is annotated as UDP-GlcNAc:betaGal beta-1,3-N-acetylglucosaminyltransferase-like protein 1. Bases 318 to 1286 code for a protein of 322 amino acids. The transcript has 11 exons. NCBI's taxonomy places the organism in Eukaryota, Metazoa, Mollusca, Bivalvia, Ostreida, Ostreidae. The record is from RefSeq and is a predicted model, not a curated record.